Messenger RNA from Macroventuria anomochaeta, 1332 nucleotides. RefSeq lists its product as uncharacterized. NCBI's taxonomy places the organism in Eukaryota, Fungi, Ascomycota, Dothideomycetes, Pleosporales, Didymellaceae. The coding region runs from base 1 to 951 and encodes 316 amino acids. The transcript is spliced from 13 exons. The record is from RefSeq and is a predicted model, not a curated record.
AUGGACAGGCCACAGGUAUCGAUACCGCCCGCUGCGGACGUGCUUGGAACGAUCGGAACUGUUGCUGGUGUGUUCAGAUCAUCCCACAGAUAUGGCACAACUACCGGCGAAAGAGCACCGAAGGCUUGCCUGGAUCGAUGCUUAUCCUUUGGUGGUGUGCCCUUUGGAGUUUACGCGAUCGUCCAGAACUUCAGCUUCGCCCUCAAGUUUCAGCCUCAAGCGUUCGCCGGCCUCACACUGAUCUCAUGGGGACAGACACUCUACUAUCACAACAAGUGGAAAGCAUGGACUGCUACCGUAGCUACCAUACUUCUUGCGACGAGUUUUGCAGUCAUGGAGGUGAUCCUUAUCUUUACCCUUCAAGGACCUUAUGAUCGCGGUGUCGAGUGGCCGAUGAUGCUUAUGGCAAUCUCAGCCACACUCAUCCAGAUCGCUGGGUUAAUACCACCAUACUUCGAACUCGCAAAGCGCAAUGGACGGGUCAUUGGCAUUGACUUCUGGUUCCUGCUCAUCGACUACGCUGGAGCAUUCUUUUCGCUCAUGGCUCUUGUUGCGCAGCAAUGGUUCGAUGCCCUUGGUGGUAGCCUGUACAUCGCAUGCAUGUUACUCGAGACCGGCAUCUUUGCGUCUCAGGCGGUCUGGCUGUGGCGUGUUCGACACAUCCGCAAAGAAGCAAAGAAAGCGGGCAAGACCUACGAUGAGUACGUUGCUGAAAACCCCUCGAAAAAGAUUCCUCGAUCUGAGUCGUCCGAAACGGUUGUCGAUGUCGAAGCAUGCCACGAACCUAAAAGCCAGGACACGGUGACGGAAAAGACCAACACAGAGUCGAAGAAGAAGCAAGACAUGGCUUCUGAAGCGAAGGUCGCAACGAAAGCUCCAGCAUAUAAGCAUGGCUUUCUGCAGAAGUGGAGGAACCUGGUGCUCAGACCAGUCCCCGAUCCUCAGUCGUGAUCGUCUGCUUCUUUUCCCCUGAUUUUGAGCGUUGCCCAACGGGCUCUACGAGUUAGGCUUCUCGUUCCGGCAGCACGUGUGAAUCAUGAUUUCCACUUCAAAAGUGUCAUUAGCGUGGGCGGAUACUUAUUUUUGAAGCCUAUUGGCUUUCACCAAAAGUCGGAUCAACCAGAACUAUCGGAAGGUCGUACGAGGUCCUCAGGCUCUCGGUGGUGGUAUAUAUCUCACCUCUCCGGACUGCAGUACAAGAAUACUGCACCCUGCCAAAAGCUCAUUUAUCCAUAGAUGGUCCAUUCAUAUCACAGUCUACCUGGUGGCUCGCAAUGAAAAUGCACUUUGACUCAGGUGUGAUUGUGUCGAACAUUGAAACCAUUGAUAGGC